Messenger RNA from Penicillium vulpinum, 4785 nucleotides. RefSeq lists its product as uncharacterized. The record is from RefSeq and is a predicted model, not a curated record. NCBI's taxonomy places the organism in Eukaryota, Fungi, Ascomycota, Eurotiomycetes, Eurotiales, Aspergillaceae. The transcript is spliced from 4 exons. Bases 1 to 4785 code for a protein of 1594 amino acids.
AUGGCAGACCCCGCCCAAUCGCAUGGUCGCGGAGCCCAGAACUUCCCUUCCGCGCAAAAUGUUCGCAGCCCACUUUCGCCAGGCAGCGGUAGUGGUAGCGGAACCCCGAUCUCAUUCCAAACAAACGUGAACCGAUCCAAAACAAAACGUUGGGUGGAAGCGAAGAAAUAUACUUAUGAUGGAGGUGACUGGGGUAGCGACGAUGACGACGAAGAGGAGGAGGAGGCGCCGCCUCCCGCGGUACCUCGGCCUCCCUAUGCCACCCACAACACUGGCAGUUCGUCCGAGUUGUCCUCGAGGCGUUUGUCCGGCAUCGGAUUCGGAGCUGGUGAGUCGCAUUUGGCUGAUGGCAAGAGUAGGAGCUUUAGUGGAGGAGACCAGAAGCCCCUUCCCUUUGUAAGGCCGGCCGACCUCUAUAAACGCAUGCGCGAGGAGAAAACGGCUCAGCAGCCUCCUAUCACUGGUAGCAAUGACCCCAAGCCUGAUGAGUUUGGAGCUGCGCCCGACACAAGUCAAGAGAGCCCUGCUUUAGGUCUACCGGAAGUCAGGCGCAUGUCUGGCUUUGGUACUGAUUUCUUGGAUGGUGCAGACGCCAACCUGCCAAAGGAUAGCUCUACAUCUCAGGAGGCCACUUUGCAUCACAACCCCUCGGCGGGAUUCCGAUCGGUAGUGAAUCAGGCCUUUGAUGUUCCAGAAACUCCACAAUCCACUACCACUAGUGUCGCGCGGACGAACAGUGAUACCACUUCGACGAUCAGCCCUAUCAUCGGCGGUCGUACUCUGACUGAUGAAAGAACACCAACCAUUAUCGAAGAGCCUCAUGAGUCGGGCUCUCCGAAGGCAACUGCGACUGCGGUUCCAGCAUUUAACCCUGGUCAUCGCCGGGACCUGAGCCUUCCUAGUUCAGACAACAGCCCUUCGAGAAAACCUCAAGUCACAGACCUGGACACCCCAACGGCAGGCCAUGCAGAACUGUCCUCCAUUCCUCCACUGCAGAAUUUCUCGCCAGAAUCACCUGAUACGGGAAUCUCUCCUCAGAACCCAUCGAUGCAACCUUACUCGAACAAUGGGCAUGAUAUGCCUGCCCCUCUCAAAUUUGGAAGCGCAUCGGGCCCUGAGACCUUCCAUCCCGAAAUCCCAACUAUCAUGGGAGCUGAAGAAUCACCGCAGAAUACUGAUAAUGAUCGCUUGAGGGAAGAGAUUAUUCGAUCGUUAAGUCGGGAAGCCACCCCCUCGGAGGACCCGGAGCCCAGCAACCAAACUCAGCCGCAGGCACCUGCUGAGUCCAUCUCACGCCAGUAUGAGAAAUAUUGGGAUGAUCAGAGUGGGCUUGGUCCGAAUGAAGAUCCCAGGGCUAUGGUUUCUGAAAGCCACCCGGACUUGACUAUCCCACCUCCUCUGCCGUCUAGAGACCCCUAUGCGAACAGCCAAGGCGCAACCGGUACAAAUUCAUCUAUCCCGCCUCCUUUGCCGUCCAGAGACCCAUAUGCGAACAGUCAAGGCGUGACUGGUAACCCUUCAUCUACGAUGGUUGAUCAGCCAAAGAAGCCUAAGUUAGAGAGACGGUUCUCAUGGGAAUCCUCCGACGAAGAACCAGAGCCGCCUCAAAUUCCCGGCAGCUAUUCAUCGCCUGCUUUGGCCACAUCGUUGUCCACGCAAGAGCCUGAGCCCACUCAACUGCCUGGCAGCUAUGUAUCGCCCUCUACGCAAGAGCCUGAGCCUACACAGGUGGAGACCCCAUUGGUCUCAGAGGUGUCGCGCGACAAGCUCACUUCUGAUGAUGAAGGGUCCGAUACCCAGAAUGCUGCGGCAAAGCCUCGACUUUCGAUUGUUCCACCUAUUCCGGAGAACACUACACCUCCGGAGCAAGUUAUGGGACCAGGAACUACGCCACCUCCACCUCCGCAAAUCCCGCCACGCCAAGUCUCUAAUGCCGGCAGAUCAUCCGUCGAUGAGUCUCAACUUUUGGGUUUCCGUGACAUUCUCGGGAUCACAUCUAUCAACCAGCGUAUCAAGUCUUUCGAACAAACCCGUGACCAGUUCGCCACCAUUGACACUGGUUUGAAUCAUUGGCUGCAAUUCACAGUUCAUGAGCACCCCGAACAUGCCGGCGUUGUCCAACAGACCCAGAGUUUGUCCCCUACCGCGCCACCAUCAGAUCAUUCCCGCAGUAGGUUCCCUAAGUUGGGUGCUCUGGGGAGUCUCGGCUCCUUAAACGACGGUACUCCGAUUGGCGGUGCUCAUAUGAGACGCCCGUCGGCCCAUCUGGGUACUGUGAUGAACAAGGAGAAAGUCGGGGAGAAAGGAAAGGAGUUCCUCCAUACUGCGGGAGCGUUUAGUGGGAAGGCAACUGGGGCUGCCAAGGGAUUCUUUGCCAAGGGCAAAAGCAGGUUCCGACCCGGUGCAGGGUCUGAGAAGGUUCAGUCAGCCCCAAAUGCUUCUCGCCGCAGCUUUCAGCUCUCCUUCCCUUCAGGGUCGGGCGAAGCAUCUGGUAACUCUUCUCUACGCAACUCUGUCACGCUUGGCAGUCUGCCCAUCUUCAGAUCCGAGCGAUCCGGGCUCCACUCUGAUCCUGAUCCUGAUCCACAGGGGGUCAGUUUCUGUUUAGAUCGCCAGGAUGAAGCCGCCAAAGAUGCCAAGGCGACCAACUCGGGGGAUAACUACAUGUCGCACAACCCUGUUGGCGGAACAACUGUGCAACCGAAGCAACCGCCAUCUUCCAACGAUGUCACUCAUAAGCCUGAAGUUCCCCAAAAGCCCGCCUUUGCUGGAGAUUUCGAGCAAGAGAUGAUAUCUGCGCUUGGUCUUUCGCCUAUGGAUUCUCAUCAUCGGAGGUCGGCAAGUACCCCGAUGGCGUUGAAUGCAUCUAGCCAGGUAAAUGGCGGGAAACGGCAAUUCACAGAGCCCCUGCCGCAACAGGGAGGAAGCACCACUGGCAAUAAAUCCGAAGCUGGAGCACCGGCGAACAAAGUCCCAGUCGCAAAAAAGAGUCUGCCAGUCAUUCCUGAUGAGCCCUUCCAUGUCCAUUUUCCGGUUGUGAUCAGCCCGACGCAUCAGCCAACCAAGUCUACACCGGAGAUUAUUACUCCGUCAAUCCGGCCAGUGUUGAAUGAAAGCCCUAAGCCGCCUUCGCCUCCUCCGAAGGAUCAUGAUAAUGGGCUUGCACCUACCCACGAUCAUAGGCGCCAGUUUUCUGUCUCAACACUUGGAGCUGAUGAGCAACCUGGACGUGCAUCUGAUGAGGAACUUGACAGGGAACCGCCUUCUCCUUUGCAAGCGACAGCAAAUGAGGUAGUACCAAAACAUCAAAGUAAGGCUGAGGAUUCUGUUGAUAAGGCCUCUAGUGGCCCUCCAUCAUCUUCUCAACAGAAGAGAAGGUCCUUCGUACCUUUCUAUCCGUCAGAGUUCAAAAACUCUGCUGAUGUCCUCGAGUCCAAAAGAAGAUCGAUCAGUGGCUUACCUCCAUCUGCUCCAGAAGUACAAAGCCCCUUGAGAAAUGAAGUCAGAUACUCGCCAGGAACCCGAAGCAGUAUGCUGAGCUUUGGUAGCUUUGGAAAGCAGAGCGCUAGCGGCAAAGGGACUCGUCCAUCCACGCCUGCCAAUGGUAUUUCACAACCUUCGGAAUCUGGAUCUCCUGCAGAGAGUGGGCAGUCUACUGUUGAAAAACUGAAAGAUUUCGGGAGACGACGGCGCGCUUCGGUGGGAGAUCUCCUCUCUGGUAUUCAACCCCAAGGGCCUCAGGAGCCUCAGGGGCCCCCGGCAAGCCCGCGCAGACGAACAUUCAGCAGGAUUAGCGGACUAUUUGGCCGGCAAGCCUCUCAAGAUCCUGAGAUAAAAUCGACCAUCCACAAAAGGACUGCCUCAGAACAGUUACAGAAGCAAUAUCCGCCGACACCCCCGUCGAAAAAUGCAAAUGUAAAUAUUAGUUCCGCUAUACAUGAUGAACCACCGGUCCUCGGCAAUCCGUUUGAACAAAAGCCUUUGCCAACUCGGCCCCCCGCGCCGACGGCACCUCCACCACCACCACCGAGCGACACAAGACCUCAACCCCGUGAUACUCGUCAACGUACCAGUAUAUCACUUCCAACCAGUUCUUCAUCCAGCUCCCUGACAGCUGGUCGGUUCUACUCGCAGUUCCAGUCCGGAUCCGCGAGUGAAACCCCCACGAGCUCUCGCCAUGGUAGCACGCUCAGCCAGCCUCCCCCAGGUCAUUCUCGGUCACCGUCUCCCAUGUCACUCCACGAGAAUAAAGCUGCCGCUCCGUUGUCAUCGCUAGAGAAGCUAGAAAGUCACCAGAUACAUCAACUACAGAAAGAGGAGCAGCAAAAGCAAGAAACUCAGCAAGGCACUUUGAGUGAGAACCAGGAGAAGGAGAAACAUGAGGAACACAAGGACCGCGUGGUUGGAGACAGCCUUCGACACGAACUAUAUGGGGAGAUAUCCGAGGCUCCGACAAACCAGCAGAACCAUCCAGAUCAACAACACGAAUUAGAAGGCAGUCUCAAACAACAAAGUCUCGCUCCUCAACUCAGCAUUCGAUCCCGAAAACCAGUGGGUUCAAACCCGGCAUUCGCAGCCUUCGAGAACAACGCACCACGCAACAUCGCCGUCUCAAGCGCCUCCGCGAUAUCCACGCAUCCUCACCGCAGUGAGGACAAGACCCGUGUAGUCAAUGACACACCUCAGCCAGUAGAACUUGCCAUCACCGCGGACGACUCCAGCGAGGAGAUCGUCAUGUCCCCCACGUCCUACCCUGGACAGGAGUGGACCCCCAUGCACUUGUAG